Messenger RNA from Solanum verrucosum, 919 nucleotides. RefSeq lists its product as uncharacterized. Gene Ontology annotation, molecular function: ubiquitin binding. The transcript is spliced from 5 exons. Gene Ontology annotation, biological process: ubiquitin-dependent protein catabolic process via the multivesicular body sorting pathway. The record is from RefSeq and is a predicted model, not a curated record. Bases 92 to 760 code for a protein of 222 amino acids. NCBI's taxonomy places the organism in Eukaryota, Viridiplantae, Streptophyta, Magnoliopsida, Solanales, Solanaceae. Gene Ontology annotation, cellular component: ESCRT I complex.
UUUCCUUAACAUAGCAUGAUGCCGUGCUAUUUAAGUAAUUGAAGGAGUCCCCCCUUCUGGAAUUCAAAAAGCUGCUCUCAAAUUUCCUUCUAUGGCAUACGAUUUGAGGAACAGAACGGAACCGUCUUACGGUACGCAAUCGCCCAUAUACGGCCGGCCGGCCACUACUGCUCCUCCCCUUCCCAGCCAUCACCAUCCGAUGUACGUUCAACCAUCCAGCCUUUACCCUCGGGUCGGUCAACACUCCGGCGGCAACUUCCCCGGGCGUUUUAACCCCACUCCUUCACCAUCGUCCACUACCGGAAUCGGCAUCAGAGUUGCUAUAAAACCAGAAUAUCAAAUUACACCUCCGCCCCCAUUGGCUCCACAAGGAGACGUUCCUCAAUGCACAUUUCAGUUUGAUUUUGACCUUGAGAAGAAGAUUUUGGCUGAAGCAGAUCAAAAGGAAAGCCAAAUCUGGAGCAGGUUACCUCUCGAGAAUCUGCCACCUAGAGGGUCAGACUCAGACCAAGCUUCAAAGGCAUCCCCUGGAGAUCCUGUUAUGAACAAAUACAUUGCAUUCGGUCUCAACAGAGAGGCUGUGCCUCUUGCAGUUGCAAAUUAUGGAGACAAUCCAAACAAGGUCACGGAAUUUGCUGACGGUUUUACUUACUUAAAAGAAAUGGGAUUCUCAUCAAAUAGUGCUGCAGAUGCGUUGCUAAUGAAUGACAACGACACAAACAAGGCAAUCCAACAUUUGCUAAACAAUCCAUCUUACUAAUGCCGGGAGUUGUGGUGCUAUUAUAAGCCACAUCAAUAAUGCUAUUGUAAAUGUGUUUAUAAUUGUUUUAACUUUUGAUAAUGCUAUAUUCAAACUUAUGUAAUUAGAGACCAUCUUCUGAUAUCCCGGUUUGUAGUAAAAAUAACUUUGGAUAUUCUA